Equus caballus (horse) is the source of this 4373-nucleotide messenger RNA. Its product is annotated as butyrophilin subfamily 3 member A3. NCBI's taxonomy places the organism in Eukaryota, Metazoa, Chordata, Mammalia, Perissodactyla, Equidae. Gene Ontology annotation, biological process: regulation of cytokine production; T cell receptor signaling pathway. Gene Ontology annotation, cellular component: external side of plasma membrane. The record is from RefSeq and is a predicted model, not a curated record. Gene Ontology annotation, molecular function: signaling receptor binding.
GAGAGUGGUGUGUAGGUCUGUGCCAGGGAUCCAAACCCAAGAACCUGGGCACCCAAGUGGAGCGAGCCAGGCUUAACCACUGUGCUGUGGGGCCAGCCCCAGGCUGAGAGAGUUUUUGUUGGGUGUGUGGUUGUGAAACUGAGAGAUUUAGUUGCCUCAUCUGUAGAAUGAGGAUAAUAAUAACAACCACCUGGCAGAAGUGCAGCGAGGGAGACACCAGCCCAAAUCACUUAACGCGUGAAGACCAGAGCUGUGGGCAGGCUUGAGGGAGCAGUCAGAGGUGGCUGAGCCUGAAGUUUCCAGCCUGGUGAUGUAAUUCGCGACACAUUUAUGUUUGGGGUGGACAGAAAAACAGAGAGGGGGAGAUGGUGGAGCUGUUGCAUCCGUCCAGGGGCUGACUUGUUUAGGUCCAAGUUAUUCUCUUCACGUUUCUCAGUGGACUAAAAUCUUUUCUGAGUUUGGACAAAGCUGAGUAGUCAGUGUGCUGCUGAAGCAACUCCUUUGCAAAUGAGCUCAACUAGGGUUUGUUCAGUGUUUACUAUGUGCCGGGCGUUGCAUCAGGGCUGGUGUGCAGAAGUGAACAGGACACACAGUGCCUCCUCUUGAGUCCACAGACAUUCCACAGAUGAACACACACCAGGACUGUGGUCGACAACACAGUGCCACCAAAACCCCAACCAGCAUGUGUAUGGGGCACACAAUGGGGAUCAGGAGGUCAGUGAGGCCCCCCGAGGAAGGUUACUUUAGGUGAGACCUGAAUGGCGAGGAGUUUGGCCGAGGAGAGAGAGAGCAGGAGCAUCAGUGGCUUGUGAGGAGGCCCGAGGCUGGGAAAGCUCAGUGAACUGGAGGAACUCACCUGAGGCCAGUGCUGGGACAGGAACGGGAUGAGGUCAGAGAGGAAGCUGGAGGCCUGGGAGCCACUGAGAAGAAGUUUAAGCCGAGGAAUCCCUUGAAAGGGUGAGGCAGAGAGUUGACAUUAGCAGACUUGAGAGGAUCCUGACCUUGGAAGGAAAAUGAACAGGAGGAGAUGAGGUUGGAGGUGAUGCAGGACAUCCAUGAGGAGGCCAUGCUUGGGCCAGGUGAGACAUGAGGGUGGCUUGGAACUAGGUGCUGGCUGUGGAUAUGGAUUUGAGAAAAAUCUUGAACCUUUUGGUAGAUUGGAAGUAGACUGAGUGGGAGAGGAGAAUGACCCUCGAGUUGUUGCCAGAUAUGACUGGGUGAACAGAGGUGCCCUUUACUGAGAUGAAGAAGUCACAGGAAGUGAGGGGCUGGAGAGGAAGACCCAGUCUCUGUGGUUUUCCUUUGGAGACUGUAGAAUCAGGCCUUUCCUGGUGUACAUGGCAGCCUGGCAGAGAGGGGGUCUGAAUGGCUGUACCCAGGCCAUGGGGGAUAUUAGAACAUUAGCAACCUGCAGGGCACUGUCCAUUCAGUGUGGGCAGGGCCUGGGUCCUGGUGCUGAACUGAAAGCUCUUGAUGUCUAGUGUUAACCCCUCAGUUGCCAGUUUGUGGGGAGCUCGUGGGUCAUCUGUUGAUGAAGAAAAGAAAAGCAGCUACACUAGGGGCCGUGGUCCUGUGUGAUUUAUCAACUGACAUGGAAUCAUUUCAGUACUGAACAGCCAGUACAGCCAGACCUAUACUUAGGACUAGGUAUUAGUCUUGGCUGUAACACCCAUAGUCCCUACAUCCGUGGUUUGGAAGCUAGCCCACCUGGAGUGUAGCAGUUGUUCAACAAAUGGUUACUGAGUCUGCGUCUCUCUCUGGCCACCCGCAGGGUUGUUUCAGUGUAUCUGUACCUACCCUCUUUUUGCUGCUCUGAUCAUGCUGUUUCCUUCUUGAUAACUGGGGUGCGCUGUCCACAGGGCAGAGCAGAGUCUGCUUGGAUUGCUUUUUGCAAGGUUUCACUUUCAAGUGGUGGAAGGAGACAGAGAAGGGUGGACUCUUCUGUCUGGGGGCGCUUAGCGGGGGCCCCAGGGCCUGGUCUCUAUAGACAUCCCUGCAACCUUUGCCAGGCUCUGCUUUUCCCUGCUCUCCUGGGAACCACCUGCUUCUCAGACAUGAGGAACCUGUGGCACCCAGCAUUGGAUCUGGAAGCAGGGUUUGGGGCUCUGAGCAGCUAAUUGCAGGUGCAAACUUUGGGGGCAGAGUUGGGGUCUGCUGGGGUCCCUGAACCAUGUCAAGCUGCUGAUUUAAAGAUGCUCCAGAAGUCUCAGCCUUUCAAAGCAGAUGAGGAAACUGAGGCUGGGAAGGUCAAGAAACUUGCCUAAGGCAGUAGCACAGAGAGUGGCCACGUCCGGAGGAGAACUCAGCAGUCAGCCCCAGAAUCUGUCCUUCCCAGAACCAUAGGCUGUCUCACUUCUCCAAAGCCCCAGUACUCUGGGCUGGCCCUGCCUCCUGACCUCUCUCCCCAGCUCUAAGGAAAUGGAGGAUUGCUUCAGCCACUCUGUGCUCUGCCAUCUCACCUCCCUGCUUCUCAUCCAGCUGCUCACCGGGGGGUCCGCAGAGGAGUUCUUCGUGAUUGGCCCCUCAGACCCCAUUGUGGCAACGCUAGGCGGGGACAUCACACUGCCCUGUCGUGUGUCCCCAACCAUGAGUGUGGAGAACAUGGAGCUGAGGUGGUUCCGCUCCAAGUUCUCAGAAGUUGUGUUCGUCUAUCAAAACCAGCGGGAGCAGAACGAGGAGCAGAUGGCCCAGUAUGCAGGGCGGACCUCGCUGGUGAGGGACCUCCUCACCCAGGGGGAGGCUGCAGUGCAAAUCCACAAGGUCCAGGCUUCUGACAAUGGGCUAUAUACCUGCUUCUUCAGAAAGGGAGGCUUCUAUGAAGAGGCCAGUUUGGAACUGAAGGUGGCAGGUGUGGGCUCUGCCCCUCAGGUGUACAUCAAAGGGCUGGAGGAGGAUGGCAUCCGCGUGGUGUGCAUGGCCUCAGGGUGGUUCCCAAAGCCCCAGGUGCAAUGGAGGGACCUCAGUGGAGAGAAGUUCCUGGCAUUCUCUGAGGCCCAUGCCCAAGAUGAGGAAGGGCUGUUCAGUGUGGAAGCCUCUCUGGUGGUGAGAGACAGCUCUGCGGGGAAUGUGACCUGCUCCAUCCUUAACCCUAUCCUGGGCCAGGAGAAGGCGAUGGCCAUUUUCAUCCCAGAGCCCUUCUUCCCCCAGGCCUCUCCGUGGAAGCUGGCUUUUAUGGUGAGCCUGACUGUGCUGGUGCUCCUACUCCUUGGGGCUGGCUACUGCACCAAGAGAGAACGUUCUGCAAAGUUUCAGGAGAUGCAGAAACAGGAUGAUCUGCGCCAGGCUAAGAAAGAAGACUGUCAGACAAAGGAGGAGGCACUGAAGGCCAUAGAUGAACUCCAGGCAGAUCUCAGUUGGAGGAAAUCAGUUUACCUGGCUGCCUGGAGGAAGGCCCAGCUGUAUGCGGAUUGGCGGAAGGAGAAGUUCCAGGCUUGGUCUGUCACUCUGGAUCCAGGCUCUGCCCAUCCCAGCCUUGCCGUCUCUCAUGAAAAGAUGAGUCUGACCUGGAAGGACACCUGUGUGGACUCAGAAGGCAGCUGCAGUAUCUUGGGCCUUGAGGGCAUCACAUCAGGGCGCUGUUACUGGGAGGUGGUGGUCAGGAGUGGAGACAGAAGCGAGUGGGCUCUGGGGGUCUGUAGCAAAGAUGUGAAAAGAAAGGGCUGGUACAGAGAGUGCCCAGAGAAGGGGUUCUGGAUUGUGGGGCAUUAUGAAAAGAAUUAUUGUGCCUGUACUAUCCCUCAGACUUUGCUAUUUCUUAGGCAAGUUCCCCACAGGGUGGGGGUUUUCGUGGACUACAAUGAAGGGGAUGUCUCCUUCUAUAACAUGACUGAUGGCUCCCACAUUUUCUCCUUCCCUCAGGCUUCUUUCUCUGGGAUGCUCUUUCCAUACUUCACGCUUAAGUCAGGAGAUGUGUCCCUGACCAUCUGCCCCAUGGUGGGUGGGCCUGAGGGGUUCCCUGUGCCCCUUAACAGUUCUCCUUCUGUGGAAGAGCCUGUGAGCCUCCCAGGGGAGGGGUUCAGCUCAGGCUCUGGUGUUGAUAGUGCUCCUCUAGGGGUUGAAUCUCCGUUACUCCCCUGAAACCUUGAGGCUGUGUCCAUAUAGGGCCCCAUCACUGUCCCAGAGCCCUCACCAUGGCUCUUCUGAGAGCUGCGGACUCCCUGUGGCAAAGGCCUCUGAGGUGAGUUCUGGAUGGCUAGGAGCCUUGUCCUCCUGCUAUAGAUGCAGAUUGCUGGGGAUGUGAUUAUGAGAAUAGUUAGUUCAUGCCUUGUGCUCAGGUAGCAGAUUAUAAAAGUGGACUGAGCUGGUUUGGGGUAGGCUGAAUUUUACUAUGUGAAGUUGUUUUUUUCCAAUAAUAAAAAAUAUUUCAUAAGAUC